AUGUUCCAAUUCUUGCUAUUGACACGUACUAAACAACCAAAUCAGCAACCAUCCGCCACUACUGCUGCUGAUGACGACGUUACAACAUUUGAAGAGAAACCACCCAUGGUGCGUUCAGUGUCAUCGUCGUCAUCACUCGAUUCAUGGCCAGUGGAUAUCGAUGAUUGGCAUGAUGAGAAAGAAAAUUGGUCAUUCAAGGAUGACUAUGUCUCAUUUCCAAGUCUCGACCCUCCCGCUUUGGAUGAUCAUCAUCAUCAUCCUACUAUCACGACCAUCACUUCACAAUAA
Molecule: messenger RNA, 288 nt
Organism: Lichtheimia ornata
Lineage: Eukaryota; Fungi; Mucoromycota; Mucoromycetes; Mucorales; Lichtheimiaceae
Exons: 1
Coding region: 1-288 (95 amino acids)
Source: RefSeq, a predicted model, not a curated record